Homarus americanus (American lobster) is the source of this 951-nucleotide messenger RNA. RefSeq lists its product as uncharacterized. The record is from RefSeq and is a predicted model, not a curated record. The transcript is spliced from 2 exons. NCBI's taxonomy places the organism in Eukaryota, Metazoa, Arthropoda, Malacostraca, Decapoda, Nephropidae. Bases 154 to 582 code for a protein of 142 amino acids. Gene Ontology annotation, cellular component: U1 snRNP; catalytic step 2 spliceosome. Gene Ontology annotation, biological process: mRNA splicing, via spliceosome. Gene Ontology annotation, molecular function: RNA binding.
UAGAAUUUGUGACUUGUAAUAUUUAGCUUCAUCACUUUUAUCUAAAGUUCUCGUCAUUUUUUUCAAUUUUUUUUAUCUUUUAAUUUUAAACAUGCAGUGUGAAUUUAUUUCUCGAAAAAUUAAUGUUUUAUACUUCUAUCACUCUGUCCCCAGAUGAAGCGAGCUAAAGAAAGUGGUGCUGCGUAUAGAAAAAAGAGAAAGGCAAGAGAGGAAGUAUUAAACAAGAAUAAAGGGGCACUCUUUAAAUACAUCAGUCGUAUAGAAACCAAAUCAUUAUCAAAUUCAAGGGAUUCAAGUUCAACUUCAAGCGAUUCGUCAACUUCAACUCCUUCAAGUGAUGAAGAACAUGAAGAAGAAAAUAUUCCGGGACCAGCUGUGGACAGAGUGGACAUAAAAGAUGUUGGCCUAUGGCCAAGCAAGAUUAGCAAUGACACACGGAUCUUUCUGCUGGCAAACACGGAGGAAUAUAUCGAUGGUCAGUCAACUGGCAGUUUAGGAGAAGUGCUCAUCCGCUGUAACAACGUUUUGUAUAUCCGCGGAGUGGAUGAUGAUGACGAAGAAGGAGGCCAAAUGAAGGAGUAGCAGAGUUGGUGCACAUUUUUAACCCCCCAAAAAUGGACCUGCUAAAGAUUUUUAUUUUUAAUAGUUUUCCGCUUUAUUAUUUUGUGUAAGGGCUUGUUUUGCUCAAUUAUUCCACUGAUAAAAGUUUAAUUGGGCAAACCUUUACUGUAUUUGAAACCUUCGGAGACAAGAUGUAGGUCUUUCAAGUGAUAUUUGUAAAGUAAUCAAGUUAAAAAUUAAUUUAUUAUAAGACUUGGCUGGGAAAUGAGCUUCAAGUGACAUAGCAACAAUAUUUCUAUGUUAAACUUAUUGAUCUCAUAAGUUUGUGAUGAUGUGUGCCAAUUUGUUUUCCCAGUUCUUUUUUUACAAUAAAAACCACUUUGUAAAUUA